AUGUCGGACUUCAAAGAUCAAAUCGCCGUUCAAACUUCGGCCGCAGCUCCCCACGAUGGCUCAUCACCUGCUCAAUCUUCUAAACACGACGUUUCGGCAGGUGUAGAUUCAAAUACCCGUGAAGUGGACUCGGCCUCGGAGGAGGUGCUUGCGGACCAGAUCGACAAGAAAAAGAAAGGCUUUCUUGCCUACUUUACCACGAAGGAGUUCUACAUCAUUCUGAUCCUAGGACAGGUGUUGGCGAUCACAAACACCGCUACCAGUACUUUCAGUACACUCCUUUCGAAUGAAGGCACUUCAAUCCCGGCUUUCCAGACUUUUUUCAAUUAUGUUUUGUUGAACAUCAUUUUUACGACUUAUACUUUGUACCGUUAUGGCAUCAAGGGCUGGUUCCAAAUGGUGUUCAAGCACGGCUGGAAAUAUAUCAUUUUAGCGUUUUGCGACGUCGAAGGCAAUUAUUUCAUCGUACUGGCAUACCGAUACACAACCAUGCUUAGUGCCCAGUUAAUCAACUUCUGGGCUAUUGCAGUCGUCGUCGUCAUCUCGUUCCUGUUCCUGCGCGUCCGCUACCACAUCACACAAGUCUUAGGUAUCUUGGUCUGCAUCGGCGGCAUGGGCGUUCUGAUCGCAUCCGACCACAUCACCGGCACCAACGGUGGCGAUGUCUCAAGCGGCAACCAACUUAAAGGUGACCUCUUCGCGCUCCUAGGCGCAACCUUCUACGGUCUCGCCAACACCGGAGAAGAGUACUUCGUCAGUACCCGACCCGUCUAUGAAGUUCUCGGCCAGAUGGCUUUCUUCGGCAUGAUCAUCAACGGUGCCCAGGCCGGUAUCUUCGACCGCGCAUCCUUCAGGUCCGCCACCUGGAACAGUGAAGUCGGCGGCUAUCUAGCCGGAUACACGCUCUGCCUGACCUUCUUCUAUUGCAUGGCCCCGCUUCUCUUCCGCCUGUCGUCGGCGGCUUUCUUCAACAUCUCCAUGCUGACCAUGAACUUCUGGGGCGUCAUUAUCGGUAUCAAGGUCUUCCACUAUACCAUCCACUACUUGUAUCCCAUCGCCUUUGUACUCAUCAUCGUCGGUCAGCUCAUCUAUUUCCUCGGCCGCCGGGUCCUGGGUGAAGCGCGCAAACCUUGGCUGGGCAAGAACCAGGAACGGGGUGUAUCAGGUCUGUUCACUGCGAGGCGAAUGAUCGAUACUUCGGCUGUCGCGUCUAAUCGUAAUCCUAAUUCUACGACUAAUGAUCCUGCUACGGCCCAUAAUGAGUCCCUCGCGUCACAUACCAGUCCGGUUUAG
Molecule: messenger RNA, 1293 nt
Organism: Aspergillus alliaceus
Lineage: Eukaryota; Fungi; Ascomycota; Eurotiomycetes; Eurotiales; Aspergillaceae
Product: DUF914 domain membrane protein
Exons: 3
Coding region: 1-1293 (430 amino acids)
Biological process (GO): transmembrane transport
Cellular component (GO): membrane
Molecular function (GO): transmembrane transporter activity
Source: RefSeq, a predicted model, not a curated record